Molecule: messenger RNA, 1344 nt
Organism: Etheostoma spectabile (orangethroat darter)
Lineage: Eukaryota; Metazoa; Chordata; Actinopteri; Perciformes; Percidae
Product: transcription factor 15
Biological process (GO): developmental process; regulation of transcription by RNA polymerase II
Molecular function (GO): DNA-binding transcription factor activity, RNA polymerase II-specific; RNA polymerase II transcription regulatory region sequence-specific DNA binding; protein dimerization activity
Source: RefSeq, a predicted model, not a curated record
GUUAGGCUCCACCUGUCUCCCCUCCUCCGCCAGGGUUACUGACCCAGAAGCAGCCGUCAUCCAGUAGCCGUGGUAUGCCGGCCAGUGCUCAACCCCCGGUCACCGGAUCGGCGGCAGCUGCUCGGUCCCGGAGUUAUUUUCACCCCCAGGACAGAGUGAUGCAGAGCAGCCCCAGUCAGACCCGCGGAGACCCGCGCGGAGCAGCAUGAAGUCCGCAGGACCCGACGGCUUCUUCCCGUCUGACCCGGACGACCUGGACAGCGGCGGCGGCGGCAGCGACAGCUCCUACGGGAAGUCCACCGGCGACGGCAGCCCUCGCGGAGAAGCAGGCGGCGGCGGCGGUUCCCGCGCCGCAGCGCCCCGGCGGAGGAAACGGCGGAGACGCAGCAGCGACGGACGAAACGGGGACGGGGACCCGGGAACCGCGGGCGUGAGCAAACAGAGGCAGGCGGCGAACGCGCGGGAGCGGGACAGGACGCACAGCGUGAACACGGCGUUUACGGCGCUGCGCACGCUCAUCCCCACCGAGCCCGCCGACCGGAAGCUCUCCAAGAUAGAGACGCUGCGCCUGGCCUCCAGCUACAUCUCGCACCUGGCCAACGUGCUGCUGCUCGGGGAGGCGGCGGACGGACAGCCCUGCCUCGGGUACCAGAGCGAGCGGCGCGGCGCCGCGGCGCCCGCGCUGCGGCCCAUCUGCACCUUCUGCCUCAGCAACCAGAGGAGACUGUCCACCAUCGCCUUGUUUACAUGUACACCUGUAGGACUUUGUACAUAUAUAAAUAUAGAUUUAUUUUUGGAUUAGAACCAGUAAUAACACUGAAAAGCACUUUGCGUCCACGCCGCUGUGCUUCUGAACCCUGUGUUUUGGUUGAGCUGUAACCGGAGCCCAUGUGUAAAGUUGCACCUGACGGGGGCUAUUUCAGUCCCACGAAUUGAAUCAACUACCCCCACUCCCCCCCCGCCAAAAGACAUAAACGCCUCGUCACCCUCCCAUGCUGUCAGUGGAGAUUAAGGUUAACUGCAGCUUGAUUUUGAAGAUGAAAAAAGGUUGAAAUAUUUGCAGUGCAUCGUUGCAAUCUAUCACUUAAAAAACAAAUUCAAAUUUAACAGUUAUUGUGUUGGCACGGCGUGCACAGAGCAUCAGGUUCUGGAGAAUAUAGAAAUGGAAUCCUGAAAGGUUGCACACUACCUCAGACGAAGGCCUACCUCUGAGUCUAAUGUGGAGCGGGACUGGAAACAAACCUACUUGAAUACCUGACAAUUGUGUCCUUUUGCACAAAAUGGCAAAUUCUGAGAAGCUGCUUGAAGAUAAAUGUAUUUUUGUAACAAAACAAAUAAAAAUGA